Danio rerio (zebrafish) is the source of this 3017-nucleotide messenger RNA. The record is from RefSeq and is a predicted model, not a curated record. Lineage: Eukaryota; Metazoa; Chordata; Actinopteri; Cypriniformes; Danionidae.
GCCAUUGUAGUUAAACCGGUAGAAAAGUUCAACCUUGGUCUUACUUCACUAACCACAGUUAACCAAGGUAUUUUCUGUAAAAACUGGUUACACAAAUGCAAAUCAGUGGGUCGGAAAAAGUUAAAGGUUACAACACCGUUAUUAUAAUACAGCCAUUGUUAGUGUUCAGAGGGGAAAUAUAACAAUCUCUUAAUUUCAUAACUUGACCAUCAUAUAAAGAGGCAUAUUUAUAUUUGCAUGUCUGUUGUACAAAUUCAAGACUAAUCAAACAUGGUUAAAAUGAAUUAAAAAUGUAUUUAUACAAAACAUUUAGCUGCAAAUGAAAGCUUUGAAAUGUGCAAAUAGUCGAGUCAUCAUUGGAAACAAUGUGUAUUAUUUUGGCACACACACAUACACAGUUACCUUUAUGGGAAUUUCCCAUGAAAGUAAUUUUACACUACCAACUUCUAUCAAUGUCAUCCAACCUUCACAGGAAAUGAUCAGCAUUUUACAUGUUCAAAAUAUUUAAUUACAGUAUGUGUAAUUUAUGAGCCCUUUUAUUCAUGGGGACCAAAAUGUCCCCAUGAAGAUACCCCUAAGGUACAUACACUACUGCCCUUUACAUUUUGGGACAAAAACAAAAUAUAUUAAAACAAGGAUUCCUAAAAAUUAAUUUCUAUGAUGAACUUCUCCGGUGUUUUCCCAGAUAUUCACAAGCUAUUUUAGCGCGGUAUGUUUCAGGACAAUGUGCGGUGGUUGACCUACUUCCUAAUCCAAUCUAGAUUUUUCAUCUUUGAUAUUCAUACAGGACGGCACCUCAAGUGGAAGAUUCGUCCAAGAGAUAGUACAACAAAAUCACACUAAACCAGUAAGCCAUUACCGACUAUGGGCAGAUAAACUUAAACAAUAGAACCUUUUAUAUAUGUAGGAGCACAUAUUUACGUAUGAGGAAGCUAGGCAAAUGAAGUGUGCCAGUCUUCCUGACGCAGUGAAUGUGUGAUGUUAUGUAGCUUUGAAAACGGAAAGCCAGGUGUAUCGGAUUUGUGUAGAGAAGGAGAUGCUCACAAUGGAGCAAAUAGAGGCAGCCAUGUACCAGAAGAUGAAGAAGUCGGACAGACUAAACGAGGAGAAAAUGGAAGGAUUCACCAUGGAGGGAGGUCAGAAAGAGCAGAUCCUCCAGUGGUUUGUGGAGACUCAGGCUAUGUUCAUCCUGUCUGAUGGAAACUUUCCACGCUGGUUCCAAGGUUUCAUCUCCAGACAGGAAGCAGAAGAUCAGCUCAGAGACAGGGAUGUUGGAUGCUUCCUUAUCAGACUCAGCGAGAAAGCCAUUGGAUAUAUUCUUUCAUACAAAGGUCAGGAUCGUUGUCGGCAUUUUGUCAUAAAUCAAACGAAAACUGGCCUGUUUGUCGUUUCUGGUGAUUCUACCACUCAUAACAGUCUCGCAGAGCUGAUUGACCACUUUAAAAUCACACCGAUCCAGCCUUUUGGAGAGUACCUGACUUCAUACAGCACUGAGAUGGACACCGUGGAAGAGGAUGAUGGAAACGAGCUUUAUGAUGUGGUUCAAAAUAGUCCCAUAGUUACAUCAGGAGUGAGUGUAAAGGCUCUAACAAGUUUAUGGGAACAAGCUACCAACUGCCCACACAACAUGGCUCCUGUCCUGCCUUCUAAAAGCAAUCGGAAGCUCACAACCUCCACCUCUAUUGACAGGAACAGCCUGUCUCAGGCAAUGAAAAUCCCAUCUCUGCCAAAGAAAAACGCACCACUUCGGAAUUCUUUAAGCGCUGGUCUUCCUGGUACUAAUCCUUCACAUGAACAACACAGCAUUACAGAAUCAAGGACAUCUGAGCACUACAGCUCUCAGUUAUGGCCUACCCAUCAUGAAAACGGUCAGUCUUUAACUUCUAACUCCUAUAAUCCUACGCCCUCCAUGCCUCAACAACCUCCUCCAGCUCCAUUGAUGACAGCCUCCUGUUCUUACGCUGUUCUUGACCCUAAAAAAAUGCAUUCUGGAGCUGGUCGAAUGGCGAAUAUGGAAGAAACAGAACUACAGCCCAAUCCACUCUAUCAGGCCUCAACUGUUGCGUACGCUGGGCUGAAGAAUCAACCUGAGGUUGAGUAUGACAACCGUGCAAAUCCCAAUGACAACGUCCUUUUGGCAGAAAAUCUUUAUCAAGACGUACCUGAAGAGCGUGACUACAAUACCUAUGAACACGUACCUGAGAGCAACACCUACGAGGACAUCCCAGUGAAAGUCAGCAACAUGUACGCAAGCCUAGAUGAGAUUCAGACCCAAACACCGAACACGUUGGGGAAGAAGAAUCAUAAGUGGUGGAAACUUCGUCUGGAGAACAAGAAGUGACAGUCCUUAUGAUAUUUGAAGGGCGCCACAUUAACCCAUAAGCUGAGAAAAUAAUGUAUUGUAUUAUUGUUUGCAAAGCAUUUAACUUCCUAAUAUUCAUGUUGGACUGUACAUUAUAUAAAUAACUUCAGUGUGGGAUCACAACGUGAUGAAUAUAAUGCAAGGACAUUGGCACAAUGAGUUGAUUAUGAUUUUAAAAAUGUAUUUGAAUAACUACUCUGAUUGUAUCUAUUGUUAUCAUUGCACUUCCUGCUUUCCACUCAAUGCAGUUUCACCUUCGGUUUGUGUAAAUACAGUCCAGCAGGUCCAUUCCAUUUCUUCAAUGCAAUACAUGUCAUUUAUUUCCAGGACGGCCUCCUUUCUGGUCAACCAGCCUGCUCCUUCCUUCACUGAAGAUAGAAAACAUGUACACAAGUCAUAAAAAGGAGAAAAAACUAAGCUAAAAUCCUCAACCACUCCGUUAAAAUGUGAUUGAUAACCCUUUCCCGUCACAAAUGAUUCAUUACACUGGAACAUGUAUUUUGUUAUGAAACAUUUAUGAACUCAUUUUAAAAAAGGGGUUUGUAAAUAUAAACAGUUUAAAGAGAAUCAUUUAAGCAAAUAAAAAGUACCUGAACCUGAGCCUAUGUCAGCUUUUUAAACAGUUGAAAUAAACAAUAUUGCAUUUUAAAAUUCA